UAAGAAAGCAAACCAGUGAGGUUAGACUGCUUGCAUUUAAAAGCAAAACUCGACAAUUUUCCGGCAGAAAGAGAACAGAUUGCGGUAGACCAACGACUCCUCGUAAGGCUAUUACAGUUUACCAUGAAAAGGCACUUGAAGGCAUGUCUUUGGGUCCUUUGUUUUGCCUCCACGGCGUUAUCCAGCCUUGCGGAGACCACUUCGCCCAAACCAACGCUGGCUUCGGCGUUUAGUGGAAAAUCCAAAACAACCGCUGUUAGCACUGCCCUGAAGGCGAAUAAGACGGCGAGUGAGCUCCUACCUAUGGUCAUCAACACUUGGAACUUCACGGCCGCCAAUGUGCUGGCCUGGCGGAUCCUCAAGCAGAGCAAGGGUGGACUCCGGCAGACGCGGAACGCAGUAGUGGAGGGCUGCUCGAAGUGUGAGAAGCUGCAGUGUGACCGGACAGUGGGCUAUGGCGGAUCCCCGGACGAGUUGGGCGAAACCACGCUGGAUGCAAUGGUCAUGGACGGGGCCACCAUGGAAGUGGGGGCGGUGGCUGGCCUGCGGCGCAUUAAGGAUGCUAUUAAGGUGGCCCGGCACGUUCUAGAACACACGCAACACACCAUGCUGGUGGGUGAUGCGGCGUCCGCUUUCGCCAAUGCUAUGGGAUUCGAGUCAGAGUCGCUGGUCACGCCGGAGUCGAAGGAUAUGUGGUUGCAGUGGACGGCGGAAAACUGUCAGCCAAACUUCUGGAAGAACGUUCACCCGGAUCCCAAGGUCUCCUGCGGGCCGUACAAACCGCGGCCGACUCCCCUGACCCGCUGGAAGGAGGACCGUGCCCGGAAUGAGUACGAGAUUGGAAGGAAGAACCACGACACCAUUGGCAUGAUUGCUAUCGACGUGGAAAGCAACAUCCACGCCGGCACCUCCACCAACGGGGCGCGUCACAAGAUUCCCGGACGGGUGGGAGAUUCCCCCAUUCCGGGUGCCGGUGCUUAUGCCGACAACGAGGUGGGUGCAGCCGUAGCCACCGGAGACGGAGAUGUGAUGAUGCGCUUCCUGCCCUCAUUGCUCGCAGUAGAAGCGAUGCGAGCAGGAAAGCCCCCGGUGGAUGCAGCUCAGGAGAGCCUUCGCCGCAUUAUUAAGCACCACAAGGACUUUAUGGGUGCCCUCAUCGCCGUGGAUCGGCUAGGAAGGUAUGGCGCCGCCUGCUACGGACUGGACGAAUUCCCCUUUAUGGUAAGCAGUCCAGCCGGAAGAGAUGGGCCCACGCGCUUGGAAACGGUCAAAUGUAUAGCUGGUCAAGACAAAGUAAAUAUCGUUUCGUUGUGAGAUGGCGGAAACUGUAAGGGAUUUCAAUAAAAUGUAUAAUUCGUUGGGAA
Molecule: messenger RNA, 1364 nt
Organism: Drosophila santomea
Lineage: Eukaryota; Metazoa; Arthropoda; Insecta; Diptera; Drosophilidae
Product: putative N(4)-(beta-N-acetylglucosaminyl)-L-asparaginase GE19290
Exons: 2
Coding region: 124-1314 (396 amino acids)
Biological process (GO): protein deglycosylation
Cellular component (GO): lysosome
Molecular function (GO): N4-(beta-N-acetylglucosaminyl)-L-asparaginase activity
Source: RefSeq, a predicted model, not a curated record